This is a messenger RNA of Etheostoma spectabile (orangethroat darter), 10115 nucleotides long. It is a transcript of the gene plxna2, whose product is annotated as plexin A2. Gene Ontology annotation, biological process: semaphorin-plexin signaling pathway; regulation of cell migration. Gene Ontology annotation, cellular component: semaphorin receptor complex; plasma membrane. The record is from RefSeq and is a predicted model, not a curated record. Gene Ontology annotation, molecular function: protein binding; semaphorin receptor activity. NCBI's taxonomy places the organism in Eukaryota, Metazoa, Chordata, Actinopteri, Perciformes, Percidae.
GUAAGACUGCAUUGCUGAAACACAUGCUCCUUUAAUGCAUUCGUUAUGAAUGUUUUCUGGGCGGAAACAGUUAAACACCAUAACGAGCAGGAGUGUAAGGGGGGGGGGGCUGGCUUUAAACACGCAGUGUGCCAGGGGCAGGCAGCGUACACACGCAGACUACUUGUACAGUACAUUGAUGGAGCCGCGAAUGUGUGCCAGUCCGGCAGAGCCCCUGUGAGGAAGCGACGUACGCCGCGCUGAACAUACCGAACCGACGCUGCGUAAUUCCCACCGCGGGACCAUGGCGAGGCUGUCCGCGGCGUGUGUUCUGUAGAGCAGCCUGCACUGGAGCCGGAGGACGCUGAAUUCCCGAACUGAAGGAAUGUGCCAUUUCAUUGACACGGUCUAGCAAAGUAACAUUAGGAGGUCAGCUCACAUGCAUGAAUGCUCCGCCGCGAAGUUUACGCACUGAAUUGGCGUUUUCCUCGCCGUUAUGAAGGUUUUGACUUGAAUGAAUGACGCCACCGCCGCAGCUUCACAGGCUCCGUAGGCAGAUGUAGGCUAUUUCAAGGCUUCGGACGAACUGUGAAUGUACAAUUAUUGAAGCAUCUUCGUAAAGCGAGGCUUUGUCCAGAUAGAGCAUUUGGAAACCUAUGUUUUUUUUGUCUUUCGUUUUUUGUUGGACUGUGGAUGUGAGUCUACAGCGCAUCAGUUGAAACCCAGAAGACGGCAACCGCGCUGGACGCUGGGAGGGAGCAGCAUAACCGGGAGAUCCAGUUUAAAUGGGGAGAAACAUGUGAAGACCCUUGUGAAGAUUUGACCUGCAAGUUAGCCUUCGACAACAAAAAGGCCGAGGUCUCCUCCCGUCUUCCUGUCAUCCAUCCUCUCUGCUUCCUCUGCAGUUCCCUUGCAGGCCCGUUAAACAUGGCGGGCUGGCGGGCUAUGCGCAGGCCUUCACCUGACCCUAAAGAAGUAGCUAUAUCUGUUCUGCUGGGCUUUUGGCUUUUAGUAAUCCCUGCGUUGUGCAGUGGGCAGACAUUCAGUAGUUUCCACCCUGAACGUCGGGACUGGGUCUUUAACCACCUGACGGUUCACCAAACCACAGGGGCUUUGUAUAUUGGAGCAGUCAACCGUGUGUACAAGCUCUCAGGCAACCUGACCCUCCUCGUUUCCCAUGAUACAGGCCCAGAAGAUGACAACAAGGCCUGCUAUCCCCCUCUGAUUGUCCAACCCUGUACUGAGCCCCUUGUCUCUACCAACAAUGUCAACAAGCUUCUCCUCAUUGAUUACUCCCAGAAUCGGUUGCUGGCCUGUGGCAGCCUCUACCAAGGCGUUUGCAAACUCCUCAGAUUGGAUGACCUUUUUAUCUUAGUGGAGCCCUCCCACAAGAAAGAGCACUACCUCUCCAGUGUCAACCAGACCGGGACCAUGUACGGGGUCAUUGUGCCUUCACAGGGCCAGGAUGGCACCCUGUUUAUCGGCACAGCAGUGGAUGGAAAACAGGACUACUUUCCUACCAUCUCCAGUCGAAAGCUGCCCCGUGACCCAGAAUCUUCUGCCAUGCUUGACUACGAAUUGCACACUGACUUUGUGUCCUCCCUCAUCAAGAUCCCAUCCGACACGCUGGCACUGGUCUCCCACUUUGACAUCUACUAUGUUUACGGCUUCGCUAGCGGCAGCUUUGUUUACUUCCUGACUGUGCAGCCCGAGACGCCAGAGAACAGCAUGUCGUCGAGCGGAUCCACAAGUGACCUCUUCUACACGUCUCGCAUCGUCCGCCUCUGCAAAGAUGAUCGCAAGUUUCACUCCUAUGUCUCGCUGCCCAUCGGCUGUGUGAAGAACGGCGUCGAGUACCGGCUGCUGCAGGCCGCCUACCUGGGAAAGCCGGGCCGCUUUCUCGCUGCCUCGCUCAACAUCAGCGCCCAAGAUGACGUGCUCUUCACCAUCUUCUCCAAGGGCCAGAAGCAGUUCCAUCGUCCGCCGGAUGACUCGGCGCUCUGCGUCUUCACCAUCCGAGACAUCAAUGCGCGAAUCAAAGAGCGCCUGCAGUCCUGCUACCAGGGAGAAGGAAACCUUGAGCUCAACUGGCUGCUGGGGAAAGAUGUGCAGUGCACCAAAGCACCGGUGCCCAUUGACGACUCUUUCUGUGGUCUGGACAUCAACCAGCCACUUGGCGGUUCUCAGCUGGUGACCGGUCACACUCUCUACACCGAGACACGCGACCGCAUGACUUCUGUCACCUCCUAUGUCUACAAUGGCUACUGUGUAGCCUUUGUGGGCACCAAGAGUGGACGCCUAAAGAAGAUUCGCGUCGACGGGCCUCCUCACGGCGGUGUCCAGUACGAGAUGAUAUCGGUCAUCAAGGACGGCAGCCCUGUCCUGCGAGAUAUGGCCUUCUCUCUCGACCGCAACUACCUCUACGUCAUGUCGGAGAGACAGGUAACCCAAGUCCCGAUCGAGUCAUGCGAGCAGUACGGGACCUGUGGCGAGUGUUUGAGCUCCGGGGACCCACACUGCGGUUGGUGUGUCCUGCAUAAUAUCUGCUCUCAGAAGAACCGGUGUGAGCGGGCAGAUGAGCCGUACCGCUUCGCUGCCUCUCUCAACCAGUGUGUGAAGGCCAGUGUGUACCCAGACAGCAUUGCGGUGUCAGAGCCCAGCGUACCUCUGCUGGUGAAGGUGAGCCACGUUCCGGACCUUUCUGCGGGCAUCACCUGCUCCUUCGGCAACCUGACGGAGGUGGAGGGGCAGGUCAAUGGCAACCAGAUACUCUGUGUGUCUCCUGCUGCCAAGGACGUCCCCCUCAUCCCAACCGACCAAGAUUGGUCAGGCGUCGAGCUGAGGCUUAACUCUAAGGAGACUGGUCAGAUGCUUAUCAGCACAGAGGUCAAAUUCUACAACUGCAGCGUCCACCAACUGUGUCUGUCAUGUGUGAACAGUGCCUUCCGCUGCCACUGGUGCAAGUACCGCAACUUGUGUACCCAUGACCCCUCCAGCUGUUCCUUCCAGGAGGGACGAGUCAACGCCUCAGAGGACUGUCCACAGCUGGUGCGCUCUGAGGAGAUUCUGAUCCCAGCGGGGGAGGUGAAGCCUAUCACCCUGAAGGCCAGGAACCUGCCCCAGCCCCAGUCCGGCCAGCGAGGCUACGAGUGCGUCCUCCACAUCCAGGGUGUCAGCCACAGAGUCACCGCCCUCCGCUUCAACAGCUCCAGCGUGCAGUGCCAGAACAGUUCGUAUCUGUACGAGGGAAUGAAAAUCAGUGAGCUGCCUGUGGAUUUCUCGGUGGUGUGGAACGGCAACUUCAUUAUCGAUAACCCGGAGAAUAUCCAAGUGCACCUGUACAAGUGUGCAGCCCAGCGGGACAGUUGUGGCACAUGUCUGAAGGCAGAGAGGAAGUUCCAGUGCGGCUGGUGCAGUGGAGAGGGGAGGUGUACCCUGCUGCACCACUGCCCUCCCAUCAAUCCUUACACCACCCGCUGGCUAAACCUGUCCAGUAAGAAUGUCAAGUGCACCAACCCACGCAUCACUGAGGUGACGCCAGUAGCUGGACCUCCAGAGGGAGGCACACGGGUGACCAUCCAUGGCAUGAACCUCGGUCUGGCCUUCUCUGACAUGGUCGAAAACGUGGAGGUGGCGGGGGUGAGGUGUACCCCUGUAGAGGAAGGCUACAUCAUCGCUGAACAGAUUGUAUGUGAGAUGGAUGCAGCUCCUGUCGACAGUAGACCAGGUCCAGUCCAGCUGUGCGUUGCAGAGUGCAGACCAGAGCUCAGGGCUCGCUCCUCGCAACUCUACUCCUUUGUGACUCCCACAGUCACAGGUCUGUCCCCGAGCAGAGGUCCAGAGUCUGGGGGCACCAAAGUAACCAUAAUGGGAGAAAACCUUGGCGCCGGCAGCAGUGUCAGCGUUCAGUUUGGAAACCAGACAUGCGAGUACUUUGGACGGACCAUGACGGAGAUAGUGUGCUACUCUGCCCCUUCCCUGUCCGGGGUCGGCCAAGUGCAGAUCAGCGUGAGCGUGGACCGCGCUCAAAUCCGGGAGAGCCUCACCUUCGAGUACAUAGAAGACCCCACCGUCCAGCGCAUCGAACCAGACUGGAGUAUUGCAAGUGGCCACACCCCCCUGAUGGUGACGGGGACCAAUCUGGACGUGGUUCAGGAGCCCAGGAUCCGAGUCAAAUACGCCGGCCGAGAGUCCGUCAAUGUGUGUAAAGUAAUAAACACCACCUGUAUGAGUUGCUUCGCCCCCUCCCUGAUGGCAGAGUACAAUCCAGGUUUGGAUACAGUAAAGCACGCAGACGAGUUUGGGUUCAUCUUUAACAACGUCCAGGCGCUGCUGGUCUACAACAACACCAACCUCCUCUACUACCCAAACCCUUACUUUGAGCCCCUCAGCGCCAACGGUGUGCUGGAGCAAAAACCUGGCUCCCCCAUCAUCCUCAAGGGCAGGAACCUGGUUCCCCCAGCUUCAGGAGGGGUGAAGCUUAACUACACUGUGCUGAUUGGUGAGACUCCCUGCUCUGUCACUGUGUCUGAGAACCAGCUGCUGUGCGAGCCGCCCAACCUCACCGGACAAUAUAAAGUGAUGGUUCAGGUAGGUGGUCUCCACGUCUCUCCUGGUGCGGUCCACAUCAUGUCUGACAGCCUGCUGACCCUACCGGCCAUCGUCAGCAUCGCCGCCGGCGGGGGCCUCCUCCUCAUCAUCGUCAUCCUCGUCCUCAUCGCAUACAAGCGAAAGUCACGCGAAAAUGACCUCACUCUGAAGCGCUUGCAGAUGCAAAUGGACAAUCUGGAGUCACGAGUUGCUCUAGAGUGCAAAGAAGCCUUUGCCGAGCUGCAAACAGACAUCAAUGAGCUAACCAGUGACCUGGACAGAGCUGGUAUCCCCCAUCUGGACUACAGGACAUACGCUAUGAGGGUCCUCUUCCCCGGCAUAGAGGAUCAUCCUGUCCUCAGAGAACUGGAGGUGUCGGGGAACGGCCAGCAGAAUGUGGAGAAGGCCCUGAAGCUGUUUGGUCAGCUCAUCAACAACAAGGUGUUCCUGCUCACCUUCAUCCGAACACUGGAAAUGCAGCGCUCGUUCUCCAUGAGGGACCGCGGCAACGUGGCCUCACUUAUCAUGACGGCCCUGCAGGGGCGGCUGGAGUACGCCACCGACGUCCUCAAACACCUGCUGUCGGACCUCAUUGACCGCAACCUGGAGAGCAAGAACCACCCCAAACUGCUGCUGCGCAGAACAGAGUCGGUUGCAGAGAAGAUGCUUACAAACUGGUUCGCCUUCCUCCUUCACAAAUUCCUCAAGGAGUGUGCGGGGGAGCCUCUCUUCAUGCUGUACUGCGCCAUCAAGCAGCAGAUGGAAAAGGGGCCCAUCGAUGCUAUCACUGGAGAGGCCCGCUACUCCCUUAGUGAAGACAAGCUCAUCCGCCAGCAGAUCGAGUACAAAACCUUGAUCUUAAACUGUGUGAACCCAGACAAUGAGAACAGUCCAGAGAUUCCAGUAAAGGUGCUCAACUGUGACACCAUCACCCAAGUGAAGGAGAAGAUACUGGACGCUGUUUACAAGAACAUGCCCUAUUCUCAGCGGCCACGUGCUGUCGACAUGGACCUCGAGUGGCGCCAGGGGCGAAUGGCUCGUGUGGUGUUGCAGGACGAAGACAUCACCACCAAGAUAGAAAAUGACUGGAAGAGACUCAACACUCUCAUGCACUAUCAGGUGUCAGACCGCUGCGUUGUGGCUUUGGUGCCCAAACAGACCUCAUCAUACAACAUCCCCUCCUCAGCCAGCAUAUCCCGCUCCUCCAUCAGCAGAUAUGACUCUUCAUUCCGCUACACAGGCAGUCCCGACAGCCUCCGUUCACGUGCUCCUAUGAUCACCCCUGACCUAGAAAGUGGUGUGAAGGUGUGGCACCUGGUGAAGAACCACGAACACGGCGACCAGAAGGAAGGAGACCGCGGUAGCAAGAUGGUCUCUGAGAUUUAUCUGACCAGGCUGCUAGCUACCAAGGGUACCCUACAAAAAUUUGUUGACGACCUAUUUGAGACGUUGUUCAGUACAGUUCACCGAGGAAGCACGCUUCCCCUCGCCAUCAAAUACAUGUUUGACUUCCUGGAUGAGCAGGCAGACAAACAUGACAUACAUGACACAGACGUGCGUCACACGUGGAAAAGCAACUGCCUUCCAUUGCGCUUCUGGGUGAACGUGAUCAAGAACCCGCAGUUCGUGUUUGACAUCCAUAAGAGCAGCAUCACGGAUGCCUGUCUGUCCGUGGUAGCUCAGACCUUCAUGGAUUCUUGCUCCACUUCAGAGCACCGUCUGGGCAAAGACUCCCCAUCCAAUAAGCUGCUCUACGCUAAAGAUAUCCCCAAUUACAAGAGCUGGGUAGAGAGGUACUACGCUGACAUCAACCGGCUGCCGGCCAUUAGUGACCAGGACAUGAAUGCCUAUUUGGCAGAACAGGCCCGACUCCACUCCACAGAGUUUAACAUGCUCAGCGCUCUCAAUGAGAUCUACUCUUACGUCAGCAAGUACAGUGAGGAGAUCACUGCCGCCCUGGAGCAGGAUGAACAGGCGAGGAAGCAGAGGUUGUCCUACAAGGUGGAGCAGCUGAUCUCGGCCAUGUCCCUGGAGAGCUGAGAGCGGCCGGCGCUCAAAGAGAGAGACAAGGAGCACACGCUGCGCAGGGCCCUCGCAAAGAAGGUUCCGCAUUACUUACCUCUCAUCGUGGGAGCUUCCACCACGAAACCAGACCUGGGACCUCUCUGUAUUCACGGUCGGACAGACAUACAACAGCUUUAGUUUGUAGUUCUUUCCCCUCCUUCCAUGAUGGCACCAGCUGAGGGCCCACAGACUGAGACAGAGGCCCUGCAGCUGGAGCUGAUAAUGGCUUAAGGAAGGACCAUAAGCAGAGAAGGAAUGACCAUGGCGCGUAUUUAUUCAUUGUUUUUUGUUUUGCAAAGUAUAUUUUCUCUCAGUUCGACAGGAAAUUGUGUGUGCGCGUGUGCGUGUGUGUGUGUGUGUGUGUGUGUGUUGUGUGAGUAAGACUGCAAAACCGUGAGAGCAAACUGAGGAACAGAUUUUACUCUCCACUCAGUCAGAAACUGACACCUGAGUGUAAAAUGGAGACAACAACAGAAAUAACCUACGAGAAGCAGAGGAGCAGAUCUCACGUCGGGCUGCUGAGUUUGCGUUCAGAUUUCCCAGAUUUUUUUAUUUUUUUACUUGUACAUUUGAAAACUAUCAGUUGCAGUUGAAAACAUCCGCCUCCCGGACAUCCCCGCAAGUGUCGUCGUGCAAAGACUUAAAGAGCGGGCGGUGUGGUUGUGAAACAGGCCACGGUCCACGUCUUCUCUCACUCCCUUUCCCUCCUCGGACUGAUGCUCUUCCUCCAAUCAGAAAUGUACAGGAAAACAUAAAAGACAAACAUGUGCUCAUCUUCCAAGAGUGAAUGGAUGGUCACAGGUUCAGCCAGCAUGCUUGCACCUAAACUGAGGAUGGCGGAGAGGAAGUCUGUAGUGUAUUUAGGAGAUUACCGUGAAUCAGCAUCAAUCUGGUGUCCAAGGUUGUUGUUGUUGGGGUUUUUGUUUUCAGCAGUUAGGUCAUCUGUGUAUGUACCGGUUGAUACUUGCCAAUGUGUUUAUGUGAAUGUACAAAUGUUUUUCAUUUGUUUGUCCGUUUUGUAUGUCUAUUUGAGUUUUGCAAACAGAAAAGGGGCUCAGUUGAACUGAGCUCCGUGGGUAUUUGCAGUAGCUCGUCAAGUGAACAACUCCAUUUGUCCGUCCUGGCCCAGGCCCGUCCAGCCACGUCCCAAACAUUAUUUACCCUAUAUCCCUUUUUUUCUGCUAGAGGAGAGUGUGUAUCGUCUGCAGUUAGUAGAGACCAAACAAGAGCAAUCGGUCUCUAUAAGCUAAGAAUCUCCACUAUAUAACCACAGUGUGACUCUAUUUGGGAACUUGGUCCACUUUGUGUGUACUUUUUCAUGCAUGCUAUCACACAUCUGAGUGUUCCAAGGUCCAUCUUUGAUUUUAUCAUGUGCCAAUGAGUCACUUUUAUUGACCAGCUGAUGGGAGAUUCCCCCCCGACCCCGACCACCACAACCACCCAUGUCACCCCGCACAGACAACAAGAAGCCUAGCUCCGUGUGCCAAAACAUUGUGUUUUUAAAUUGCUCGCUAAUGUGUCAAUAAUCGGUUCAUGCUUUACAGAGGGCAGCGUAGCUCUCAUACCGGAGAGUAGAGCCGGCUUAAGUUGAAGCUUAUCAAUUCUAACUGGAAUGGUUGAGUUUUGAAACUUGUGUAAAAAACAAAACAAAAAAAAAAAAAAGGUACGAAACAGAAGCGGGAGAAAAAAGAUCUGGGAAUGAGGAAGACAACUUUUUACAUUACAUGUCAUUUAGCUGUCGCUUAUAUCCAAAGCGGCUUAUAAUUGCUAUGUACCUGUAUGUCAGAGGUCGCACGCCUCUGGGGUUAAGUGUCUUGCUCAGGGACACAUCGGUUGAUGUAUCGCAGUGGGAAUCGAACCCGGGUCUCUCGCACCAAAGUGUCAUAUCCACUGCGCCGUCACCAUACAUAUGAAACACAGAGACGUCAAACAAAAACAAAGUAGGUUGCAUGGCACCUGGAUUUGUCUCCUGACUCAAACCAAAACGUCAUGAGGCUGAUGUCACCUUCCGACCUUCUAGCUGGAUGACAACAAACUGUCGAUCCGUCCUCUGGAUAGGUCCUUUAUGUUUCUUCCGGGAUAUAUUUGUUUGCUUGUUGUUUACAUCGAGUACUUGAAAAUAGGUAUUAUUAUUUUAGGUUUGCACAGUAUACUGCUAUGGUGUGUUGUUGAGAGCAUGAUAAACAGCAGCAGUGGGGUGAAAGGUGCUCCGUUUUCUCUGUGGCCUUAGAUACCCGCCUGCUUAGUGUUCCUAGUGAUCUUAUUAGUCCUCGACUCGGGCACGGUCCUUUUUAGUGCUUUGGGAGCCCAAUGGCUUCCUCUGUGAUACCCAGCGCUGGCGAGAUAAAGUAAAAGGUGAAGAGGGUACGGCUGGGCUCAGGCAGACGUUGCCUCGCUCAGCACUCGGCCGCCCGAGCUGUUUGAAGAGAGGGGGCUGAGAAAUGAGGAGAGAGGGAGUGAGAGAACCCCUUUAGCUCUAGUUUCCUGCUCUGGCUUUGAAGCCUCUCUUUGAUCUGAGUCCGUUGUGUGUGCACAGUGUGAUCAGGAGAUGGAAAGAAGAAGAAAGAAGGAGAAAAAAAAAAAUCAAACUAACAGGCAAGGAGAAGUGUAGGGUGGUGCGGUGAUUGACAUGCUAUCACUGUGUCCGGCCAGUGGGGGCACAUGUGGGAAAGGUUUGAUUUUAUAAUUUGUUCCCUCGCCUGAAAAAAAAGGCACCUUCUCGUUUUCUAACUAGAGCUGGGCAACACGGAGAAAAUCAAAUAUCAGCAUUAGGGAUGCACUGAAUCUAGAUUUUUUGGGGGAUCGCUCCAAAUACUGAAUCCUACUCGCAUCCUCAGCCCAUUAACACAGUAAACACAUCCGGUCCUUUCCUUUGCCGUACCUGAAGCUGCUGUGUUUUUUGUUGAGCGACCUCCCAAUUUGGGCGAAGCUAUAAACACGCCAGCCCCCUCCAAUCCUUUGUAGGAUUUAAGGUCUGCAGCUGUCUGUAGAUUCCUUCAUGCACAACUCAUAUUCUUUUGGAUGUUUCACAUGCAAAUGUUAAACAUCCAACAUGUGUUUUCCACACAGGUUUCUCGAGACGACCAUCAUUAACCCCAAAAAAGUCAUAUAACCAUUCCAAUGACUCCGAAGCUGUUCAGUUAAGGUUUAUUAAACAAAAAUAAACUGCGUAGUUCCCCUUUAACAGCGUUGAUGUUGUGUAUUGUUUAGGUCCUCGCCACCACUGGAUGAUGGAUGGAUGGAUGGAUGGAUAGAUAGAUAGAUAGAUAGAUAAGAUAGAUGUAGCUCGGCUUGAAUCGCCUUCUUGCGACUGAAAGUACUGCCACACAUUACUUUCUUUGUUCACCAGUUAUAUUUUCACUUUCACACAGCCUACUGCAUUGAACGCUCCACCUACGUAAACACCUUCCCAUAACCAACGGCGACGUCAUUACGUCGCCCAGCGUAGCGCGCCGAGAGCAAGCGUAGCGUUCGGUUUGGUG